AUGGAGCAACAAGCUGAUUCUGUUACUACUGCGGUCCCUACUUCAUUUACCACUGCAGUACCAACCCAAGCCAUCAAUCAUUUUUGCAACAAUCCUGUUCCAGACCCAAUUCAUCUCACAGAAGACAGAGAAAUUAUUGUUUGUGCCCUUGCUGCUCCUGACAAUCCAGUUCCUGGUCCAUUUGGUGCAAAGCGCAAACGUAGAUCGUUCUGGACAGCAUGUGCAUGUUGCAAGACAAAGAACAAACAUUCAAUAGAGUAUCUUGGUUGCGACAUUUCUUGCAUUCACUGCAGUGAAACAUUCAAAGCCACUGAAGUAUCAAGACCUCGAAACCAACAUACAACCACUACAGAGAGUGUUCACUCUGGAGCAAUUGUUACAUCUCAAGGAACCAUUUUAGAACCUAGCAAAAUGACACCAACUGUGGAGACUCCUCUCCAAAAAAGGGUUAAAAGGGAGAUCAAUGUAACACAGGCUGAUGGCAAACAUGGAGACAAUCUUCAGGGUAGCUUCGAUGAACAAAAAACAAAUACAAUUGUGGAGCCUAACAUUAUUAGAGGAAGGGUUCAUCAUGAGGAGCCAGUUAGAAUAAAAAUUAGCAAGAGAAUCACCGAGGAUGAAAUAAAGAAGUUUUUAAUGUCCAAGGGCUGGAAUAGGGUCACAGAAGCAACAAUCAAAGGAAACAACAUAAAACAAUGA
Molecule: messenger RNA, 699 nt
Organism: Miscanthus lutarioriparius
Lineage: Eukaryota; Viridiplantae; Streptophyta; Magnoliopsida; Poales; Poaceae
Source: the annotation of a GenBank genome assembly